GCCCAGACGCACACCAUCCACGGUCCCUCGGGACUAGAGGGACUCGUGAGCUGGAGCCCAGCAAUCCGGGGGUGGAUAAGACACCACGUCCCCUCCAAUCCCCGUAAGCACCCCUUGCUCCAUUCUGCGCCCCAUUGCCUUAGCCAGCCCCCUUGCCCACUCGGUACUCUGCAAACUCAGCCAGGACAGACUCUGCUGCCGCCGCCGCCCCCGCUCCCACCUGGGACUGAGAAGCCCAGAGCCACAGCCCCUUCCUGCUGGGAACUCUUCUUGGUGGCCACGGAAGCCUUCCAUCACUAGGGACACAGCUGCCAGAGGCGCUCCGACAGAUCCCCUUCACGUGCUGCCCAGGGUGAUGUGCUGACAAUGAGCGGGUGUUUUCCAGUUGCUGGCCUCCGAUGCCUGUCUAGGGACGGCGGGAUGGCUGCCCAGGGCGCCCCGCGCUUCCUCCUGACCUUCGACUUCGACGAGACUAUCGUGGACGAAAACAGCGACGACUCGAUAGUGCGCGCCGCGCCGGGCCAGCGGCUGCCCGAGAGCCUGCGAGCCACCUACCGCGAGGGCUUCUACAACGAGUAUAUGCAGCGCGUGUUCAAGUACCUGGGCGAGCAGGGCGUGCGGCCGCGGGACCUGCGCGCCGUCUACGAGGCCAUCCCCCUGACGCCGGGCAUGGGCGACCUGCUGCAGUUUGUGGCUAAGCAGGGCACCUGCUUCGAGGUCAUUCUCAUCUCGGAUGCCAACACCUUCGGCGUGGAGAGUGCGCUGCGCGCUGCUGGUCACCACGGCUUGUUCCGCCGAAUCCUCAGCAACCCGUCGGGGCCCGACGCACGGGGGCUGCUGGCGCUGCGGCCCUUCCACACGCACAGCUGCGCGCGCUGCCCCGCCAACAUGUGCAAACACAAGGUGCUCAGCGACUACCUGCGCGAGCGGGCCCACGACGGCGUGCACUUCGAGCGCCUCUUCUACGUGGGCGAUGGCGCCAACGACUUCUGCCCCAUGGGGCUGCUGGCGGGCGGCGACGUGGCCUUCCCGCGCCGCGGCUACCCCAUGCACCGCCUAAUCCAGGAGGCGCAGAAAGCCGAGCCCAGCUCCUUCCGCGCCAGCGUGGUGCCCUGGGAGACGGCCGCCGACGUGCGCCUCCACCUGCAGCAGGUGCUCAAGACGUGCUGAAGACGCUCGCCUGCAGGGGGCGCCCCGGGCCGGCGAGCGGCUGAGGGCGCGGGGCGGGGGCCGUCGGGGAAGACCCGCGAGUCUGUUCCCUUGCCCUUGCGCUUGGCGCUGCCCCUCCCGGCGUCUCCCAGGGAGGGGUGGCCCCCCAAGCCGUUCCCGUCUAUGCAGUGAGCCCCGCCCAGCUGCCUCCCCCGCCCCGUUCUCCCCACCCACCCCCUUCACCGCAGUUAAGCUCUGGAGUGCAGCGCAUGCGGGGUCCUGCGUCCACCCUGGAAGGCAGUGGGGACCCUUCCAAGACCCUGGGCGGCAGGGGACCCUGGAUGGUGACAGGGCACCUCCCCCACCGCUCUCACUGCUGCCUCGGCCUCCUAACGACCCCUCUCCAGUCUUCUAUCAAAGGGACCCAGGCACCCGAAGUCCGCAUGGCCACUCGGACUCCCCGCGGAGGAAGAUGACGCUUUCCGCUCCGCCGACAGCUCCAAGCCUUUUCCAUCUCGCCACGCCCCUACACAGUCCCUGUACUCGCUACUACACCUGGGCCCAUCCGGUCAGCACCCCAGCGUGGAAGAGAAAAGCCAGAGCGAACAGUCGCCCUCUGCCGGUGGAACGAGGUAGCAUCCAGCCCAACAACUCAGGUCCGGCGCGCCCGGGGACCCUCGCCCCGCAGCCUCGCCUAUGCCGCAAGAGACCGGAGAACGCACCAAAGCCGCCCUCCACGCCUUCCCCCUCCACCCACCUGUACGGAACAGAAAGCCAUGAUGUUUUUAAGCAGAACCAGGGAACCCCAUGUCCCCCUCCCUUCUGGUGUCAGAACUAUAAAGCAGGCG
Molecule: messenger RNA, 1997 nt
Organism: Lepus europaeus (European hare)
Lineage: Eukaryota; Metazoa; Chordata; Mammalia; Lagomorpha; Leporidae
Gene: PHOSPHO1
Product: phosphoethanolamine/phosphocholine phosphatase 1
Exons: 4
Coding region: 367-1170 (267 amino acids)
Biological process (GO): bone mineralization involved in bone maturation
Molecular function (GO): phosphatase activity
Source: RefSeq, a predicted model, not a curated record